GUAUUGGCCUUCAUGGAUGCAGCGUCACGCGCCACGAAAUGUUAUGAUGACGAUGGCCACCCGAUAGUCGCGGAUAAGAACCCGAAAGUCGUCGGUCAUCGUCGGGUUUUGUGGAUGCAUCGAGAAGAGGAAAAAGUAGAUGGUUACUUUUCUGAAGGACGAAUGAGACGUCGCGACGCGGGACUGUGGCACUCGCUGGUUGGCAAAUAUGAUGGGGAAAAAGGCGGAGCGAAGCUCGUUGAUGCUGUUGAUGAUAAAGAAUAUAAUACGGCUGAUGAUGAGGGCAGAAGGAAGAUACGGAAGGCUUAUAUAGUGG
Perkinsus marinus ATCC 50983 is the source of this 316-nucleotide messenger RNA. RefSeq lists its product as hypothetical. Lineage: Eukaryota; Perkinsozoa; Perkinsida; Perkinsidae. The transcript has a single exon. The record is from RefSeq and is a predicted model, not a curated record. The annotation marks the transcript as partial.